Messenger RNA from Poecilia latipinna (sailfin molly), 2152 nucleotides. RefSeq names its product hematopoietic SH2 domain-containing protein homolog. Bases 1 to 1131 code for a protein of 376 amino acids. The transcript is spliced from 7 exons. The record is from RefSeq and is a predicted model, not a curated record. Gene Ontology annotation, cellular component: cytoplasm. Lineage: Eukaryota; Metazoa; Chordata; Actinopteri; Cyprinodontiformes; Poeciliidae.
AUGUGUGACCGUCAUUUCACCCUGAUACCAUCAGAGAAGACGAUGGAGUGGAGUCAGUCGACACAGGGUCAAAAGGAUCCUUUUACCUGGUUCACGGAGUCCCAGCUCCGGUCUGUGUUCGGGAACGGCUCGGUUCCAGACUGGUUUCAUGGGAUCAUUACGAGGAAGACAGCAGAAGAACGGCUCACGGUGAAGCCGCCUGGCUACUUCCUCAUCAGAGUCAGCGAGAGCAGAGUUGGCUACACCCUGUCAUAUCGCGAAGACGAACACUGCAGGCAUUUCAUGAUUGAUGUCCUGGAGAACGGCCAGUACAUCAUAGUAGGGGACGACAGGACUCACAGGAGUCUGCAGGACCUGGUGGACUUUCACCGCCGGAAUCCCGUCAUGCCUUUCAAUCAGGUGCUCACAGUUGCUUGUGGACAGUCAUCAGCUGACCGCUUAGACUAUGCAGAACUACUGUUCUCCCAAAGACCCCGAAGCUACUCCACCAGUGUGCUACCAAAUAACCUCCAACAGCCCAACCAGAGUCAGCCACAACCAGCGAACGAGCUCCCACCCGCCCUUCCUUAUCGACCCAACAACCUGAGGAACUCUGCACUCUUUCUCCCAAACAGCCAACCAAACAGACUCUACCCUAGUUUGGAGGAAGAUUUACAACACUUCGCCGCUCCUCUUCCAGCUUCGCCAGUGCCAAAUGUGAGGAAAAGCUCUCCGUGGAUCCAGCCUCCUGAAGUCCCUUUGAGGAAUCAUGUUGUCCAAAAGCAAAACCUGGUCUGCAGCAGAACAACCAUGGUGUCCGACAGCUCGUCUACACCGUCAGCCACCGAGAGAAAACUCUUCACCAACAUCCAGUCAGUGAAGUUACAGGAUCUGAGGCCAUCGGUCGCUGUGAACCUGAAGAGCCUCAAGAAGAAAUUCCAGAAGAAGACGAGCAACCCACCGGAAAAUGUCUAUGCAGAGAUUACUCAAGGGCCAAAUGACCUCAGCGAAGUCACGGAAAAUGAAUACCAGGAAAUCACAGGAGAGCUCACAUUCCGUGCUCCCCCUCAACACCACAUAGAUGUGAAACUAAACGAUCAAAUGCUACCUCAGGAGUAUGGAUCACCUCCACCAUUUGCUCCAGGCUACUGAGAUGCUGGCAUUCGUUUUAAAGCUCCCCCUAUUGACUGCGUUGUGAAUUACACAAUCUACUCCUUACUAUCAGUAGAUAGUAAGGAGAAAUCACCGGAUCAAGAAAUCCCGACAAAUUUGUGAUGUGUAGAAAGGGGAUGAAUAAAAUGCGGGCAUGUAUUUUGUUUCCACAACACAAACCACCUUAAUCGUUCAGUUGACAGGUCAGAUAGGACAGGUAUUGUUGUACAUUUCAUGAGGACUUAAAACUACUCAGCAUAUUCAUCCUUUGAGCUCAAAGCAAGCUCGUUUGUCUGGCAUUGUGCUAAGUGAAUACAAAUAUAACUUAAAGAGACUUGGUUCAACCUUAAAAAAAUAAUAAAUUAGCCUGUUUGCUCAGCUUAAUCAAGAUGUGAGACUUGUUUAAUGUUUGCAGUUUUUAAUUUUAAAAAUCAGCAACAAAAAAUGAGCACCUUCCCUGAGGCAAAGUGGGAACUGUGGCAUCUUUCUUUGAAAACGGAUGAUCCAAACUAAUCCAGAUCUAAUUUGGCUUUAAAAAUAUAGAUAUAUUUUUGUUCCGUUUAAACAGAGUCAGAUUCAAUGUUACACAACCUACAGAGCAACACAUGUAAAUAAAGGCAACCUGCUGCAAUUUUUAUCCGUUAGGCAUUAACUUUCCAUAAAUGUUAUACACUUCAAUGAAGUAACAAAUCCCGGCAACGGAAACUUGUGAAAAAACGUUGUUUGGUUCUACACCCAGACAAAUGGGUGAUAUAUUUGAUAACAUCUGUUAUUAAAAAGGUGCAACUGGAAGAGAGGAAAUUAAUACUGGUCAUACUGGUUUCACAGCUAUAAAGUGAGUUAAAACAGUUGUUGCAAACAGUUUUAAUUGAAAUAUGUAUUUAAUGUAUAGUAUGUACCUUUGUAACUUACUGAUGUAUAUUGAAUGCAGACUUUGGUGGAUGCAAAGCAUGUUAUUUCACAUUUAUACUUUUGAUGUAAUAUCAUUAAAUGACCCAAAUAAAGCACUUUAAGAGAUGCA